ACCAACAUGACCAUUGAUGAAGUUUCACAAGUGGAAUACGCUUGCGGAUGGAACUUGUACACAAUGAAAUUUAUGGGGAUUUGGCCAGAGGAAAGAAGGUUCGAUCAAAUUUCGAGCUACAAAGUGUUAAUAGGAAUUAGCUUCAUCAUCUUAUUCUGCAUUAUACCUCAAUACAUGCUACUCUAUUUCGACCGAUGUGAUUUCGACUUGGUUAUGGAAAAUCUAUCUUUGGACACCAUAAAUGAAACGAUCUCAUUCAUAAAGAUGAUAUUCUUCUGGUCUAGCGGUGGACAAAUAAAGGAUCUUCUCCGCGCAAUGGAGGAAGAUUGGAAGGAAGUAUCUACGAAGGAAGAUGAAAAAAAAAUGAUGGAAUACGCGAAAUUUAGUAGGAACCUAUCUACGAGAGCAGCAGCUAUCUGUUAUGCUCUUAUCCUUGUUUAUACCGUCAAGCGAUGUCUAUCGAUGCUUACCGACGGUCGUCUUUUAUUUUUCCCUGCAUAUUUUCCAAUUGAGACUAUGACUAGUCCAAUAUUUGAAUUAAAGUUCAUCGGUCAAAUGAUAGGUGCAAUUUACUAUACAGUAACGUAUACGGCAGUAGAUACUUUCUUAGCCAUGUUGAUCCUUCACGUGUGUGGACAACUUUGGAGGCUACGAAAUGAUCUGAUCAAUCUGAAUUCCGCUACGAGAGAAGAAUUUCAGAUCAAAUUAAGUUACAUCAUAAAAAGGCACGAUUAUUUAAACAGAUUCAUCGAUACGAUAGAAAAUCGAUUCAAUAUAAUGCUCCUAUUUCAAAUACUCGGCUGUACCGUGCAACUCUGUAUGGAAUGUUUUCAAGGACUUUUGUUAAUGGCCGAUGAAGGGGAACAGAAGCCCUUAGUAGAGAUGUUCUUCUUCGCUUUUUACAUCUUUUACGUUCUUCUUCAACUGUAUCUCUACUGCUACAUCGGUGAAAAACUUUGGUCCGAGAGUACCGAACUUGCUUAUGCAGCUUACGAAUGUAUAUGGUAUGAUUUACUACCGAACGAGGCCAGAUCCCUGAUAUUGAUAAUACGUCGAGCACGAACACCAUUGCGUCUGACAGCAGGCAAAUUUUGUAUUUUCAAUCAUGAACUUUACAGCAGCGUUUUGAAGACGUCAAUGGGCUAUCUAUCUGUUUUACGCGCAACAAUGAUAAAUGAUGAACAAUGAUAUUUUCCAUUUAAUUCACAAAUAAUUAUAUUAUCAUAGAAUCGAAUAUAUUCGAGUAAAAAAAAUCGAGAUCA
Vespa velutina is the source of this 1262-nucleotide messenger RNA. RefSeq names its product odorant receptor 13a-like. Gene Ontology annotation, molecular function: olfactory receptor activity; odorant binding. Bases 7 to 1188 code for a protein of 393 amino acids. Gene Ontology annotation, cellular component: plasma membrane. Lineage: Eukaryota; Metazoa; Arthropoda; Insecta; Hymenoptera; Vespidae. Gene Ontology annotation, biological process: sensory perception of smell; detection of chemical stimulus involved in sensory perception of smell. The record is from RefSeq and is a predicted model, not a curated record. The transcript is spliced from 7 exons.